This is a messenger RNA of Acanthopagrus latus (yellowfin seabream), 3431 nucleotides long. RefSeq names its product ankyrin repeat domain-containing protein SOWAHA-like. Bases 777 to 2240 code for a protein of 487 amino acids. Gene Ontology annotation, molecular function: protein binding. NCBI's taxonomy places the organism in Eukaryota, Metazoa, Chordata, Actinopteri, Spariformes, Sparidae. The record is from RefSeq and is a predicted model, not a curated record. The transcript is spliced from 2 exons.
CCAGGACUCAAACCGCAGUGUUCUGUUGUGGGUCGCCCCAGCCGGUUCCGGUCCAAAGCUCCUGUACUGGUGGUGUGAACACUAACACCUCCAGGGUCCCUGAGCUCAGGUAGUGGUCCCAGUGUCGGGCAAGUUACUUUCAAACACAAUUUAUUACAUAUUACUAUCUACCAUCGUUUAAAAGUGAUAUAUUACAUUACACUUCAACAGUCAUGAGACACAACAGACCUAAAGCUGCUGUAAUGAAGCUGAUAAUGACCUUUUCUGUUCCAUGUAAUUAAAGACCACAGAACUCGUGGACUCAUGUGAGUCUGUCGGAGGAUCCCAGAGACACAACUCAUCAGCUCAGAGCCGGUUUUAAUAUGAUCUCUGCACUGAAUGUGUUAUAUUAUUAACAGUAAUAUAUUACUGUAAACCCAGACUCUGGCAGUUACUCUGGUGACUGGCUGCGUCCUGUCUGUGACUCUCUCAGGUGAGCAGUUCUUACAUACUGCAGCUUUAAUUCAGUUCUUUUAAAAAGAAUAAAACACAGACUGAUUUAAAGUCUUCAUUAAACAGCCUGCUGCUGUUGGCUCAGGUGAGCCCGGCACGUGGCCUGUAGGGAAAUAUGUGCAUAUUUUAUUCAAAUCGCUCCACGUCUGCACUUUCCCCGGAAGCAGCCUCCUCCAGGUGAGGGCGGAGAGCGGCGCGCGGCCAGGUGAAGCCCACUGCGCUGCUGUCACCGGGCCGGAGGUCAGACGGCUCCGUCUCCUCGCGACAAACGGUUUCUGUUCACGAUGGCGUUAACGCAGGAGUCCGUGUUAUUCGCGCUGAUAACGGAGGGCGGCAGGGUGAAGAAGUCCGAGCUGGUGCAGAAGUUCCGAGGUCUGAUCGACAGCGACGAUCCGCAGGACAAAGAGCGGAACAAGGAGCUCUUCAAGACCUUCGUCAACAACGUCGCCUUCGUGAAGGAGAUCGACGGUGUCCGGUUCGUCGUGGUGAGGAAAAUGUACCAGCACUUACUGGACAGUCACCACACUGCGGAUAAGACCGAACCUGAAGAGAACCAGCCGACAGGUGAGCAGCAGCGCCCACCUGUGCGGAGAGAGGAGACUGAGGGCUGCAGCGGGCAGGAGGGUGGAGGAGGAGGAGGAGGAGGAGGAGGUGCUGCAGGAGGGCAGACAUCAGCUGCGUCUGAGCCAGAUGGAGAGAGUGCUGAGGAUCCUUCAGAGCUGCUGUCUCCGGUCCAGCUGGCUCUGCAGAGGACCCGGUUCACAGACAGCUUCAGGGUGAAGCGGACCCUGAACUUUGAGAUCCAGAAGGACCCACAUGGAGGUCAGUUCUCCAGAGUGGACGCAGUGAAGAAGCCCCAGAACAAACCCUUCGCCCUGCCGCUGAGAGUGCAGCCCAGCACCACCUCCAGAGUCGAGAUCCGUAAGCUGAAGGUGGACCCGGUAGAACCUCCUGAAAGCCCGACACUGGGCGCCUUCAGGGGCAAGAAGAGAACCCCGUCAGCGGAGUCCAGCAUCAGCUCCCCCCAGCUGAGGAGGGCGGUGAAGAAGGCGGAGGAGCCCAAAGACACCAGGGUCCCCUCAGCGGUCCCCCUGGAGCAGGCGGAGCACGAGUGGCUGGUGAAGUGCGCCUCGGGCCACUGGAGCCAGGUGUACGGGCUGCUGCUGAGGGACGGCCAGCUGGCAGACAAGAGGGACUUCAUGUCGGGCUUCAGCGCCCUACACUGGGCCGCCAAGUGUGGCAACAGCGAGAUGCUGGUGAAGAUCAUCGACCUGUCCAGACAAGGAGGGGUCGACAUCGACGUCAACGCAAAGACCCACGGCGGGUACACGCCGCUGCACAUCGCCGCCCUGCACCACCAGGAGUACGUCAUGGCCAUGCUGGUGGGCGAGUUCGGGGCCGACCCCAGAAUCAGGGACAACUGCGGGAAGAAGGCCUACCACUACCUGCACAAAGGUGUUUCUGCCACCAUCAGAGAGAUGCUGGGGGAACCCAAAGCCCAGCAGGUUCAGGACGGGGCCCGGGGCCAGGACCAGGGCCCGGGCCUGGAGAAGGAAGAGCCGGACCUCCUCACGGAUCUCUCCAAGGGCCUGCACUCGAUCAGUCGUCUCUUCCAGCCGCACACGAGCAGCCACAAGAAGAAGCACAAGCAGCGGCCCGGGUUCUUCUCCCUGAGCGACGACCCGGCCGAGGACCGAGAGGACGGCAGCAGCUUCAGGCAGAGGAUCAUAUCGGACGCCUUCAUGUGAACCCAGAACUCCUCAGAACUGUUCUGCAGGGAGCUCAUACCUGACAGAUGAUGAUAAUAAUCAUAAGCUGGAAAUUAAGAGAUAAAAGUCAGAACAUUAUAAAAUACAAAGUUGUAUUUAUAAGAUAGUUAUAAGACAAUAACAGCUAAUUAAGACUGAACACUUGGAUUUCUUUUCUUCAGCUGGCAGAAACUUCAUUAAUCUUUAACAAGAACAAAAAUCAAAGAUUUCUUUAUGUUUUUGUGUUUUAUUUAUAUUUUGAUAUUUGACAACACAAAAGAUGAAAUUCAUUCUGUUUGUUCAAAGAGAAAAUCAGAGACUGAAGCUGACAUGAGACGAGCUGCUGGAUCUUUAGUCUGACACAUUAUGUGGUGUGUGUGUGUGUGUGUGUGUGUGUGUGUGUGUGUGUGUGUGUGUGUGUGUGUGUGUGUGUUGAGUUACUCACCGUCUGUUCUGCCUGUUGAGACGCAGAAAUGAAAACUGAACUGAACAAAAUCACAGAAUCAAUGAACAUGAUUGACUGUUAUGAAACAACCUCUGCUGACCCGAUCGGACUGAACAGAACUUUAUUCUCCUGCUGAUGUGUGAACACGUUCAGAACUUGUGUGUUCUGUUCUGCUUUUGAUCAAAAUAAAUCAACAGGCUAUGAGCAGAGAUCAGGACCGGACUUGUUCCCUCUGCAGUUCUCUGAGUCAGAACUGAAGUCAUGGUCUGAGUCCAGAGGCCCGGUCUGAGUCCAGAGGCCCGGUCUGAGCCUGGAGGCCGUCACGCAGAUGACAUUGUGUGAAUCAGCUGAUGAGAUGAAUGAAUGAGAAGUGUUUGUCCCUCUGAGGAGGAUGUCGAGGACUCGUCUCUUCAUCAUCGCUCCACUUUGUAACACAUGAAUUAUUAAACACGGUGAAGUUCUGAUGAGAAGAGAACCAAGACGGGCUUCACCUGGAGACCAGAGGAGAUGAAGGGCGUGUUGGUGGUGGAGGUGUGUUCAGGUGUGUUCAGGUGUGUUCAGGUGUGUGCAGUGUUCCAUAAAUCAUUACUGUUGCUGUGCGUGCCAGCUCGUCCCCGGCCUGUCGAGACAGCUGUGAUUCAGCUGACUGGCGUGUUGAUGACGUCAUGUGUUCGCUCUACAGAUGUUACUGUGUUUAACAAUCAGGUGUUAACGAGAGGAGAAUAAAGGUUUGGAGGAGAAAAGGA